Sparassis crispa is the source of this 1038-nucleotide messenger RNA. Its product is annotated as Glyoxylate reductase 1. Gene Ontology annotation, cellular component: cytosol. Bases 1 to 1038 code for a protein of 345 amino acids. The transcript is spliced from 8 exons. Gene Ontology annotation, molecular function: hydroxypyruvate reductase [NAD(P)H] activity; glyoxylate reductase (NADPH) activity; NAD binding. NCBI's taxonomy places the organism in Eukaryota, Fungi, Basidiomycota, Agaricomycetes, Polyporales, Sparassidaceae. The record is from RefSeq and is a predicted model, not a curated record.
AUGAGCCGUCCAAAAGUCGUGAUUGCGCGCCAUUUGGGGGCGGAGGUGAUGGCCAUGCUUGACCGGCCGGAUAUUGACGUCGUCGCGUGGCCAUCGGAGACGAAAGCUUGUCAUAGGAAGUGGCUACUGAGUAACGUUGUUGGUGCGACCGGGCUGUUGAUUAUGCUUUCGGACAAGGUUGACGCUGAGCUACUGGAUGCAGCUGGAGCUGGCCUCCGUGUCGUUUCGACCAUGUCCGUCGGCUAUGAGCAUGUGGACGUUUCUCAGCUGGGAAAGCGAGGAAUCAGGUUGGGAUACACGCCCGAUAUCUUAACAGAAGCAGUCGCCGAUGUGUCUGUCAUGCUUGCGCUCAUGGUGGGCCGGGACGUCGGAAUUGCCACUGCGGUUGUGAGGAACGGAGAGUGGCCGAAUAACCCUUGGGCGCCGUUUGCAUUCUGCGGUCCACAGCUGAGCGCAAACUCCGUUAACCCGAUCCGCACCGCAGGCUUCAUCGGCUUCGGGCGCAUCGCGCAGGCAACGCUCACUCGACUUGUCCCAUUCGGUUUCACCCACUGCGUGUACACAGGAAACCCGUCUUCAGCUGCGGAUCCCACCCUUGAUGCAGCGCUCGCAGAGAAGUUUGGCCUGCGCAGCGUGCGGCGGGUCGCGUUGGACGAGCUCGCGCGCGAGAGCGACGUGGUGUUCGUGCUGGCGCCUGGCGGACAAAGCACAUUCCACGUGGUGAACGAGGCGUUCCUCAAGCAGAUGAAGAACUCCGCCGUGUUGGUGAACACGAGCAGGGGCCCGCUGGUUGACUCGGACGCCCUGGCGAAGGCGUGCCGCGAGCGCUGGAUAUGGGGCGCGGGGGUGGAUGUCGUGGAAGGGGAACCGAACAUUACUGUGGACCAUCCGCUCAUCAAGGAGCCGAGGUGCAUCGUGCUCCCUCACAUAGGCAGUGCGACGACGGAGACGCGGUUAGGCAUGGCGACACUGGCUGUGAAGAACCUUCUUGGCGGGGUUCUGAACGAGGAGAUGCCCACAGAAUAUAAAUUCACGUGA